Molecule: messenger RNA, 4238 nt
Organism: Marmota monax (woodchuck)
Lineage: Eukaryota; Metazoa; Chordata; Mammalia; Rodentia; Sciuridae
Product: zinc finger protein 709-like
Exons: 4
Coding region: 137-1564 (475 amino acids)
Biological process (GO): regulation of DNA-templated transcription
Cellular component (GO): nucleus
Source: RefSeq, a predicted model, not a curated record
CAGCUUCCUUCCUGGAGCCACCAUAGUAGGUGUGUCACAUGUGUUGUGAAGAGAACUUCUAAGUGGCCGAGCCUCCUCGCUGUGACCUCCACCCUCUGCAGGCCGAGGCAACCCCGGGAACCGCAGAAGGCGGGCAAUGGAGCCAGUGACCUUUGAGGAUGUGGCUGUGAACUUCACCCUGGAGGAGUGGGCUCUGCUGGUUCCUUCCCAGAAGAAGCUCUUCAGAGAUGUGAUGCAGGAAACCUUCUGGAACCUGACCACUAUAGGAAAACAAUGGAAAAAUCAGGCCAUCGAUGAUCACUACAAUUCCAAGGGAAAUCUAAGAAGUCAAGUGUUAGAGAGACUCUGUGAACAGAAAGAAGAUAGUCAAUGUGGAAAAAUCCUCAGCCAGAUCAUAAAUCCUCACAUAAACAAGAGAAGUUCUUCUGGAGUAAAACCUAGUGAACACCAUGUGUGUGGAGAUGUCCUCAAUGCUGAUCCAUCCCUAGCUGUGCCCCUAACAGCUCACACUGGACACAAAGCACAAGAAUAUCUGGAACAUGGAAAGAAGCCAUAUAAAUAUAAGGAACAUGGGAAAGCCUUACAUGAUCCCCAAUGUUUUCAGAAGCAUGCAAGAACUCACACAGGAGAGAAACCCCAUGUGUGUAAGCACUGUGGAAAAGCCUUUAGUUCUACCAGCUACAUUAAAAUCCAUGAACGAAUUCACAAUGGAGAGAAACCUUAUAUAUGUAAACAAUGUGGAAAAUCCUUUACUUUUAUCGGUUCUCUUCGUACGCACAAACAAAUUCACAGUGAAAAGAAACCUUAUAUAUGUAAGCAAUGUGGAAAAGGCUUUAGAACUUUCUUUUUCUUUAAAAUCCAUGAAAGAAUUCACAGUGGAGAGAAACUGUAUGUGUGUAAGCAAUGUGGAAAAAGCUUUGGUUCCUCUAGUGACAUGAAAAGACAUGAACAGAUUCACAGUGGCAAGAAACCCCAUGUGUGUAAGCACUGUGGAAAAGCCUUUAGUUCUUCAAGCUACAUUAAAAUCCAUGAACGAAUUCACAGUGGAGAGAAACCUUAUAACUGCAAACAAUGUGGGAAAUCCUUUACUUUUCUCAGUUCUCUUCAAAUUCACAAACAAAUUCACAGUGGAAAGAAAUCCUAUGUAUGUAAGCAAUGUGGGAAAGGCUUUAGUACUUCCUUUUUCUUUAAAAUCCAUGAACGAAUUCACAGUGGAGAGAAACCCUAUGCAUGUAAGCAGUGUGGGAAAGCCUUUAUUUCUUCCAGGUACCUCAAAAGACAUGAACAAAUUCAUAGUGCAGUGAAGCCCUAUACAUGUAAACAAUGUGGGAAAGCUUUCAGUCGUUCUGAUUCACUCAGAAUACAUGAAAAAAAACAUACUGGAGAAAAGCUCUAUGUAUGUAAACAAUGUGGAAAAGGCUUUAGUACUUCCAGCCGCCUGAAAACACAUGAACAAAUUCACAAUGAAGAGAAACCCUAUACAUGUAAUGAAUGUGGGAAAGCGUUCAGUCAUUCUUAUUUAGUCAAAAGACAUGAAAUAAUGCACACUGGAGAGAAACCCUAGGCGUGUAAGCAAUGUGGAAAAGGCUUUAGUUCUUCUAGCCACAUGAAAACAUGAACGAAUUCAUAGUGGACAGAAACCUUAUAAAUGUAAACAGUGUGGGAAAUCCUUUCCUUUUCUCAGUUCCCUUCAAAUUCAUGAGCAAAUUCACAGUGGAAAGAUACCCUAUAUAUGUAGGCAAUGUGGAACAGGCUUUAAUUCUUCCAGCCACAUGAAAAAACAUGAACGAAUUCAUAGUGGUGAGAAACCUUAUGUGUGUAAGCAGUGUGGAAAAGGCUUUAGUUCUAGUUACAUAAAGACCCAUGAGCAAAUUCACAGUGGAGAGAAACCCUAUAUAUGUAAACAAUGUGGGAAAUCCUUCACUUUUGUCAGUGCCCUUGGAAUGCAUGAACAAAUGCAUAGUGGAAAGAAAUCCUACAUAUGUAAGCAAUGUGGAAAAGCCUUUAGUUCUUCCUAUUACAUUAAAUUCCAUGAACAAAUUCACAGUGGAGAGAAACCAUAUACAUGUAAACAGUGUGGGAAAGUGUUUCAUUUCCCCCAAAUCCCUUCAAAUGCAUGAAAUAACACACAAUGGGGAGAAACCCUAUGUAUGUAAGCAAUGUGGAAAAGGCUUUAGUUCUUCCAGCUCCUGUAGAAAGCAUGAAUGAAUUCACAGUGAAGAGAAACCCUAUACAUGUAAACAAUGUGGGAAAACAUUUAAUCUCCCCAGGUCCCUUCAAAUACAUGAAAUAACACACAAUAGAGAGAAACCUUAUGUGUGUAAGCAAUGUGGAAAAGGCUAUAGUUCUUCCCGCUCCUUUAGAAAACAUGAACGAAUUCACAGUGGAGAGAAGCCUCUAUACAUGUGAACAAUGUGGGAAAGCUUUUCUUCAUUCCUGUUUACUCAGAAUACAUGAAAUAAGGCACACUGGAGAAAAACCCUAUGUAUGCAAGCAAUGUGGCAAAGCCUAUGGGGAGCCCAGUUCCCUCAGCAAACAUAAAAGAAUUCACAGUGGCAUGAAAACAUGCUUGUGAGCAGUGUGGGAAAGCCUUCAGAAAUUCAUGCACCGGCUAAAAUACAUGAAAGAAUGCACACUGGAGAGAAACUGUGUAAAGAAAGUCAUGAAGCCUUUACCCCAUCCAGUUACCUUCUCAAACAUCAAGGGACUCACACUUGAGAGAAACUCCAUGAGUGCAAGCAGUAUGAGAAAGCUUUUGCUGUUUACAGUUCCCUUUGAUAAUAUGAAAAACUUCACAGUGAGGAGGAACCUUAAGGAUGUCAACAAUGUGGGAAAGCCUUUAUUCUCCGAUUCUUUCAAGUACAUGAAAGAACACACUGGAAAGUAACCCAGAAUACAGAAAAAGUGGGAAGUCUCUUUAAAAAAAAUUUUUUUUUUUUAGUUGUAGAUAGACUUUUAUUUAAUUUAUUUAUAUGCAAUGCUGAAAAUAGAAACCACAUGCCAGGCAAGUGCAUUACGGCUGAGCCCCAACCCCAGCCCAGGAAGUCUUUAUUAUCAUGUGAACUUGUUAGCAAACACGAGAAUGCAGUUGCAAUAUCUUGUAUUAUUGCAAAGGAUCUGGGGAACUCGUCAAAUUGGUUCAGUGUACCUAUAUAAAUGAACACGGUAUGCAGUGGAGUCUAUAAUAGAAGAGAUUUGCAAUGAUCUCCAUUUGGUUCACAUGUAAGAAAUCACAGUAAAUCAAAACCCUGUGAUUGUGAAAAAUUCUUAGAAAGGAGUUGUCAGUUGUAACAUAGUUUCAGAGGCCUAUGAAAAUUCCUCCUGUAGCAGAAUCCUAAAAUGUAUUGAGUAUGAAGAGCUUGAUGCAAAAUAAUUUCUUUAGAAGUCUGCAGAAAAUGUACUACCUGGAGAUUUCCCACAAGUUUUAUAUUGUGUUCACUAGUAAUUUAUUCUUCAAGUAGAUCUCUGCACUGUGUGUGUGUGUGCACGCAUGUGUGUGUGUGUGUGUUUUGGGUGGUGAGGGGUACCACGGAUUGAACUCAGGGGCACUUGACCACUGAUCCACAUUUCCAGCCCUGUUUUGUAUUUUAUUUAGAGACAGGGUCUUACUGAGUUGCUUUACCACCUCACUGUUGCUGAGCCUGGCUUUGAACUCAGGGUCCUCCUGCCUGAGCUUCCAGAGCCGCUGGGAUUACAGGCCUGUGCCACCUUGCCUGGCUGCACUGCGUGAUUCUAAUUUCGAUUCUUGUAAACAAAAGAUUCAGGUGAAAUACUUCUGUGAGUUUUGUUCAGGCUAUUCUAUCUGAGUUUAAUAGGUAGUGUGUUUUUGAUCAAAUCAGGUAGUGAGCCUUCUAACAUAUUGACCUGAGCCCCAUCAAUGUGUAUUUCUAAGGUGCAAUUAGGCUUCAUUUGUAUGUAGUUUUUAAAUACUUAUGGUUAAUGGGCCAGGGAAGAAGGAGGUUUUGUUCAUUGUUGUAAAUUUCUGACUGGCCUCACAUAAUGGGUUAUGCAUACCCUUUUAUUUAUAUAUGUACUCAGAGAUAUGCAUAUGUAUUCAUGUGUAUGUUUCUUUUCAGGGGAAAAUGACAAUUGUACAUGGAUUUUAUAUUUUUCACAGUUGGAUGUUAUAUCUUUCCCAUAUUACUGGCGCAUUAUAAUUAUACAUAAUGGUGAAAUUCACUCACAUAUUUGUCCAUGCCCAUGAUAUAGCAAUAAAUGUAUAUUUUCUUCAAACCAGA